Messenger RNA from Gadus morhua (Atlantic cod), 4375 nucleotides. It is a transcript of the gene kifc3, whose product is annotated as kinesin family member C3. The record is from RefSeq and is a predicted model, not a curated record. Gene Ontology annotation, biological process: microtubule-based movement. Gene Ontology annotation, cellular component: microtubule cytoskeleton. Gene Ontology annotation, molecular function: ATP binding; microtubule binding; microtubule motor activity. Bases 10 to 3135 code for a protein of 1041 amino acids. NCBI's taxonomy places the organism in Eukaryota, Metazoa, Chordata, Actinopteri, Gadiformes, Gadidae. The transcript has 23 exons.
GGGGGGAUCAUGUAUGUGCUGUGCACCCUGGUGGUCCUCACCCUCCACAGCCUGAUCAAGAGCUACUACAAGGCCCUGGAGGCGAAGGCCGACCCGGACGCUGAGCCGGGGAGGAGGGGAGGCGGCUCAGUCCCAGAGCGCGCAGACGGAGCCCCUUCAGGGGGUACGUCUGGGGACGGGAGUGGCCAGAGAAAGGUCCUGACCCGUGGGGAGCUGGCCCACUGCAGACUGGAGUCUCAGCCUGGGAGAGCAGGCCGCCUGUACUACGUACCAAACAGAAGGAAGCUUUUAAAGCCGGUCCAGCGGUCCAGCGCUCUGCUCUGUCCUGCGGUCAUGUUUGGAACCAGAAAGACCUGGGACCUCGGCGACGCCCCCUGCCUUCAGGAGCUCUGGAAGAAAGACCUCUCAUUGGACGCCAGCUCAGUGGACUUCUUGAUGAGUGAUGGUGAGGACGAGGGUUCCUUCCUAUCUCUUCCCGCCUCCGCCUUCUCCCAGCGUCCCUCUCUGACCCCCGAAUUCUCUGAGGCCCACCUACCCGGCCAGCAGCUCCUCAUCCAGAAGGUCUCCUGGUUCUACUGCUGGACAACUAACGAUACCCUGCAGGAAAAGGUGUGUGAGAUCCAGGCCCGGCUGCACAGCGAGGAGCGCGCCCGCCAGCUCCAGCUGCAGAGGCUGCAGCAGAGUCACGAGCAGAGCGUUCUGGAGAACACCAGCAUUAUCCGCACACUGCAGGAGGAGCUGCUCUCCUCCCAGACCAGUGCACCGGCUGAACCACAGGAAGAGAGGCAGCCGCAGAAACCCACAGAGACCCAGCCCAGUGGGCCGGAGAGAGAGCAGCUCAUAGCUCAGCUGCACACACAGGUGGAGGAGCUGGAGGUGAAGCUGUUGGACCAGACCCAGGAGGUGGGGAGACUGCGCUCUGAGCUGGGGGCGACAGAUCUGGAGAAGCACCUGGAGCUUCUGGUGGUCGAGAAUGAGCGGCUGAAGCAGGAGCUGAAGGCGUGCCGGACGUCAGCGGUCCCCCCUCCGGCCCCCCCGGCCGCCUCCGCCUGCCCCGCCUGCCCCCACGGACAGGAUGCCGAGGCCCUGCGCGGCGAGGUCUCCCGUUGGGAGGGCCAGGCGCGGCAGCGGGAGCGCCGGCUGGCCGAGGUGGAGCGCGAGCUGCUGCAGAGCCACGCCCAGCGGGCGGAGCUGCAGACCGCGCUGGAGGAGGGCCACGCCCAGCUGGACGAGAGCCAGCGGUGGCGGGGCGACGCAGAGCAGCGGCUCGGGCUCCGCCUCCAGGAGUGUGAGGAGGAGCUGGCCCGGCAGGCCGCCGCGCCGGCGCCCGUCAAGUACGUGACCCAGACGGUGGAGGUGGAGAACGCCCAGACGGGCCGGGCGCUGGCGGAGGCGCGGGCGCAGAGCGGCGCCCUGACGGAGCAGCUGCUGGUGCAGAGGCAGCUGCUGCGGGAGCUGGAGACGCAGCUGCACGAGUCCCAGAGGAGCUGCACCCAGCUGCGCACCCAGAUCCUGGUGUACGAGGGGGAGAUGGAGCGGGCCCAGGGGCAGCUGGAGGUGGAGAUGCAGAGCCUGGAGGAGGAGAAGAACCGCGUGAUCGAGGAGGCCUUCGUGAGGGCCGAGAGCGAGAUGAAGGCGGUCCACGAGAACCUAGCAGGUGUCCGUAUGAACCUGCUGACCCUGCAGCCCGCGCUGCGCACUUUGACCUGCGACUACAACCUGCUCAAGAGGCAGGUGCAGGAGUUCCCCUACAUGCUGGACAAGGCCAUCGUGGAGGCCAAGCAGGAGAUCUGCCAGGUGAUCAACGAGGUGAGCGCAGCCAACCAGGAGCUCCUGAGGAAGUACAAGCGGGAGAUGAACCUGAGGAAGAAGUGUCACAACGAGCUGGUGCGCCUCAAAGGCAACAUCCGGGUGUUCUGCCGGGUGCGGCCGGUCAGCCACGAGGAGCACGUCUCCACCGAGUCCCGGAACAUGGUCAGCUUCGACUCGGACGAUGACGCGGUCCUCUACCUCUCCAACAAGGGCAAGACCAUGACCUUCGACCUCGACAAGGUCUUCCCACCGCAGGCCACGCAGGAAGAGGUGUUCCAGGAGGUCCAGUCGCUGGUGACCUCGUGCAUCGACGGCUUCAACGUCUGCAUCUUCGCCUACGGACAGACGGGCUCGGGGAAGACCUACACCAUGGAGGGUGCGGGCCAGAACCCGGGCAUCAACCAGCGGGCGCUCCGGCUGCUCUUCUCCGAGGUCAUGGAGAAGAAGCCCGACUGGGACUACAGGAUCACCGUCAGCAUGGUGGAGAUCUACAACGAGACCCUGAGGAACCUCCUGGGAGACAACCCCAGCGAGAAGCUGGACAUCAAGAUGAACCCAGACGGCAGCGGGCAGCUCUACGUCCCCGGCCUCACCCAGAUCACGGUGCAGUGCCCGGAGGACAUCAACAGGGUGUUUGAGCUCGGCCACAUGAACCGGGCAACCGCCUGCACCAACCUCAACGAGCACAGCUCCCGCUCCCACGCGCUGCUCGUCAUCACGGUGGCGGGCUUCAACUCGGCCACUGGGAACCGCACUCAAGGUAAGCUGAACCUGGUGGACCUGGCGGGCUCAGAGCGCAUCGCCAAGUCGGGCGCGGAGGGCAGCCGCCUGCGCGAGGCGCAGUGCAUCAACAAGUCUCUGUCGGCGCUGGGCGACGUCAUCAACGCGCUGCGCUGCCGCCACUCCCACGUGCCCUUCAGGAACUCGCGGCUCACCUACCUGCUGCAGGACUCGCUGAGCGGGGACAGCAAGACCCUCAUGAUGGUGCAGGUGUCCCCGUUGGUCAGCAACAUGAGCGAGUCUGUCUGCUCCCUCAAGUUCGCCCAGCGCGUCCGCAGCGUUGAACUAGGCUCGGCCUCCGCCUUCAAGAGGGUGGAGAACUCCUCCACCUCCUCGUCGCCCACCCACGACAGUGUGGAGCUGGACUCUCCGCCCGUGACACCGGUGCCGCUCCCCAUCUCUCGGGCCAGCAGCGCCGGCUCCACCCUCUCCUCCACCUCCCGGACCCCCAGCACGCGCAGACGCUCCCAGUCUCAACUCUCGACAGACAGGCAGGUAGACAGAGGCAGCCCGUUGGUGGGGGACAGUGGGCAGGACGACUGAAGCUGACGGCGUGAGGAACCGGGGGGGAGAACGUCCAGGAGAGAGUACAGCACGGACACGACUCCAGUAGCGGCUCCCUAAACAACAUGUCUCUGCUUUGCUUCACUCCUCUCUGGGAGUGCAGGAUGAGGACGUUUGAGGGAGUGACGGAGGGAACGCCGAAGAGGGAGUGAUGAGGAGCGGGGGGGCUGUCACACAAAGCAAUCUCUCGCCCGCAGCAGUUCACUCUAGUUUUUUUUUCUAAAGUUCCACUGAGGCUGCUUCAUCAGCACCCUGAACUUCAAGUUUCCCUCGUCAGCAGUCAAACCGAGGGGGGAUGUUGACUGGUGGCUGUCAAAAAGACUACAGUGGCAGUUAAACUGCCCGUACCAACCCAUACUACCCCCCCCCCCCACCCCCCCCCCUCCUGGACCUUAGAUAAGCUCUGCCUCCGUCCGGAAACCAUUGGUUACGGCCGCUAACCCUUUUUUCUUCCUGAUGCCCUAACACAGUAUAUACUUUGCGAUUACAGUAUUCCAUGGUAAAGUUGCACUUUAAACUUUAGUUUUGUUUGUUUAUGUGUAUUAACAUAAGUUAUGCUUGAUUUUUAAAGUAUGGGUAAUACGGUAUAUCUAUUUAUGUUUUGACAUGCUUUAAUCUACAUUUUUAUUUUGCUUAAACUUUCCAAUGGAGGCCGAUGUGUUUAUCUUUUUUGCAUUUACCUGAAGGCCUCCUUUUAUCCAAUCAGGGUACUCCACUGAAUCCAAGAUGGGGCAUAUUCUGUCCAAUAGGACAUGAGCAAUAGAAGAGUGUAGAAGGCUGGAGAACACCAUCUCUUUAGUAUUUUUGGGUUUGAAUCCACAGGGGGGAAUAACUAGUGUCAACCUCAACCCCGCAUGGAAGAAUUUCCGUUCUCUAAAACACACGACAGGAACGACCAUUCCUGCACUGUGAAUUCUUCCAUGAGUGGCUUGGUGCUUACCAAACUAAAACCACGUGACGGGACGGGACGCGUGCGUAUGCAGUGGUGAUCCGAGCCGGGCCGGGCGUAUGUAUGUGUGUAUAUAAUAUAUGACUGCUUAGGACUUUGAAACCACUGAACUGGUGGAGCGUGUUGUCAGUAAAUUGUCGCUAACCCAAUGUCCCGAGACGCUUGUCUGUCGUGCUCUGCUUGCUUAUCUUUGUCGUAGAUUUCUAGCCGUGAUUUUGUAUGAAACCCUUUUUAAAUAAACACUCGAAACCAAAUGUGUAUUGACUGCCC